AUGCCAGCCCGUACAGGCGGCCGAACGCCGCAAAAGAAACAAAAGGGCCCAGCAGAGCCCAAGUCGCUGAAGAGAAAGCGCGAGGAAGAAGAUAUGCAGAAGCUGCAAGUUGCUGUCGAUCAGUUCGAUCCGAAAGCCGCGGACACGACCAAGUUCUCGACACUGCCUCUUUCGCAACCGACCGCCUCUGGCCUUUCAGCCUCGCAUUUCGAGACUUUGACCGAAGUCCAAGCCCAGGCAAUUCCCAUUGCGCUCAAAGAUCGCGACAUUCUCUGUGCGGCAAAGACAGGCUCAGGGAAAACGCUGGCCUUCCUCGUUCCAGUUCUGGAAAAGCUAUACCGCUCACGAAUAACCGAGUACGAUGGGUUGAGCGCACUGAUUCUCGCGCCAACUCGCGAACUCGCCGUGCAGAUUUUCGAAACCCUCCGCAAGAUCGGCCGCUACCAUCACUUCUCGGCAGGCUUAGUCAUUGGAGGAAAAAAUCUACAGGAUGAGAGCGAGCGAUUAGGACGGAUGAACAUCCUGGUGGCCACCCCAGGUCGGAUGCUACAACACCUCGAUCAGACUUGUGGCUUGGACGUGAACAAUCUGUUGAUGCUGGUGUUGGACGAGGCUGAUCGCAUCAUGGACAUGGGCUUCCAACAAGCCGUGGAUGCGCUGGUCGAACAUCUCCCAAAGACUAGGAAUACCAUGCUAUUCUCCGCUACCCAGACCAAGAAGGUUUCUGAUCUCGCCCGACUAAGUCUCAGAGAACCCGAAUACAUCGCGAUACACGAGGCAGCUUCGGCGGCUACACCUACAACAUUACAGCAGCACUAUAUUGUCACGCCAUUACCCGAGAAGAUGAGCACACUGUAUGGGUUUAUAAAAACCAACCUGAAGAGCAAAAUCGUGGUAUUCUUGUCAUCGGGCAAGCAAGUUCGAUUCGCGUAUGAAAGUUUGCGACAUCUUCAACCGGGUAUAUCAUUACUACAUCUUUACUCCCGCCAGAAGCAGGUUGCAAGAAUGGAGAUUACGAGGAGAUUCACUGCGGCAAAAUAUGCCUGUCUGUUCGCGACCGAUAUCGUUGCCAGGGGUGUAGACUUUCCCGCGGUUGACUGGGUUGUUCAGAUGGACUGUCCAGAAGAUGUCGACACCUAUAUUCACAGGGUGGGGCGGACUGCGAGAUACAAUCGCGCCGGCAAGGCUGUGCUAUUCCUCGACCCCAGCGAGGAGCCGGGAAUGAUCAAGCGGCUAGAACAUCGCAAAGUGCCAAUCAACAAGGUCAACGUGCGAGAACGGAAAAAGCAGGAUACCCAACAAGCGAUUCAGAAUAUGGUGUUCAAACAGAGCGAUUUGAAAUUCUUGGCCCAAAAAGCGUUCAUCGCUUACACACGGUCCAUCCACCUCCAGAAAGAUAAGGAAAUCUUUGACCUCAAAAAGCUGGACCUAGAUGCCUAUGCUGCCAGUCUUGGUCUACCUGGAGCACCUCAAAUCAAGUUUCAAAAGGGUGAUGACAUCAAAAAGCUCAAGAAUGCGCCAAGGGCCGCAAUCUUAAGUGAUUCCGACUCGGAAUUCGAUGCGGACAAGAAGAAACGGAAGGUUCGGACAAAGAUCGACAAGAUGUUUGAGCGUACGAAUCAGGACGUUCUCACGGAUCAUUACGCCAAAAUGAUCGGAGAGGGCGGGAAUGCUGAUGGCGUUGACGAGGACGAAGAGGAUGAUUUCCUAGCUGUCAAGCGGGUGAUCCAGGCCGACGACUUGGACGGAGAAGGCAACGCGACAUCUGCACCGCCCGGAGCCAAGGUUAUACAUGGCCUCGGCGGCGAUGAGCCGUUCAUAGUGGACUCGCACAGGAGAGAGAAGAUGCUGAAGUCAAAGAAACAGAUGCUCAAAUUCAAGGGCAGGGGUGAAAGGAUCAUAUUCGAUGAUGAAGGCGUCGCUCACCAUCCGUACCAGAUCAAGGGUGAAGACGACUUCAAGAAAGAGGGAGAUGCACAGGCUCAACGACAGAAGUUCGUCGAGGACGAAGCCACCAGGGUUAAGGAGGCCGACAUCAGCGACAAACAAUUUGCCAAGGAACGACGGCGCGAGAAGAAGGAGAAGCGGAAGGCUCGGGAAGCGAUGGAGAACGACGCGGCUGUGGGUGAUAUGCCGAGACUCGCGGCACCGGACGACGGAGAAGACCCCCUUGCCUUCUUGGCAUCCUUGCCGACGGGCGGUGAGAAGAGUGAGAGCGAAGUGAAGGAGUCAGAUGAACCCCCGAAGAAGAAGGCGAAGAAAUGGUUCCAGGACGAAUCGGAUGACGAGACGAAGAAGGCGAAGGGCAAGAAGAGCAAGACGAAGGUGAUUGAAGUCACGGAACAACCUGAUACCCUGGAGGAUUACGAGGCGUUGGCAGCAGGUCUACUGGAAGACUGA
Anthostomella pinea is the source of this 2400-nucleotide messenger RNA. The record is from the annotation of a GenBank genome assembly. NCBI's taxonomy places the organism in Eukaryota, Fungi, Ascomycota, Sordariomycetes, Xylariales, Xylariaceae.